GAAAUUAAAUAAGGGAUCGAUGAUCAGUUUUCAAUUUUGUAGUUUACAAUUAUUAAAUUGGUGCAGCUAUUCCAUCAAAUAUAUUUUUUAAAAUGUGAGCGCGUUACACAACAUCUCGAGGUCUGUUCUUUUCAAUUGAACCUUUUACAUGUGCAAAGCUAAAAGAACGGACUUCGAGACCGUUGAGCAAGCGCGCUGAGCCGGCCUACAUGCGCGCUAUCUCCCUAUCAUUUGUUUUCCGAUGUUAGCGGAAUUUUAGUGCAGAUUGUUUUACGAUACGUAAAGGUGUUGUUGGUGUUGCGUGUGUUGUGUUGCUUCCCAUUGUUCCCAUUUAGCAAGAACGGUUGUGGCGAAGAUAAAGUUGGACAGUCAUAUUGUAAUCGGAAGCCUGUUCCCGAUUCUGAUAAUGUACACAAAAAUCUAAGGGACCAACCUUUAAUUAAUAAAAAGAAUCUGACGUCUUCUACUAAUUUCAUUGAUGUGGAUAAGAUAUCUACUCAACAAGACUUUUCUUCAAAGAACGUAAUAUCAACUGAUAAUGCUAAAGUUAAGAAUUUAGCUGUAUUUGAAAAAGUUAAAUCUAAACUUGAUACAAGAAAAGAAAGAAGUGAUAACAAACAAAAAAAGUCUUCGUCUCAUAGUAAUUUUCAAGAGGUUUCAAAUUAUUUUGAAGAGACCAACGUGGGGCAUUUUUCUUCUACAAAUAUUCCGAAACAAGUUUGCUCUUCUGAGAAAUCUAUUACAGCAGAGACUUCUCCUUUUAAAAUAUCAGUAGAAAAGGAAAUGCAAGAUACAAGAAAGAGGCAAAAUAAUGUUUCAAUCAUACAACAAUCUUAUUCUAGUAACUCAUCUGAAUUGGCAGAUGAGUUUGAUGCAGAUUCAAUACAAACGAAGAAAUUCCAGCAAAGAUUUGAUUCAGAAGGAACUUCUGACAUCCCUGAUUCUCCCAAAAACUUAAUGUCUACGGAGUCAUCUAACACAGAAUUAAACUCAGAUUGUACUACAGAAGUUGUAAGAAAAAGAAAAGAGUACAAAAAAACUUCACUUCCAUCUUUAGAAAGACAUUCUGUGAAUUUAGAUUUUGACCAAGAUAUAAAAACAAUUCUAAACAAUAUAUAUCUUAGAAUGGACAAAAUCAGCAGCAAGCUUGAUGUAUCAAUAAUAAAUCAAACAAAAUUAAUGACUUUCCUUUUGCCUCAUGAGAAAAAAAUAAAUAGACCCAAUAAUUUACCUGCCUUACCUCUACAAUCUAUAAAUGAUCUUCGAAAAUUUGAGAAAUACUUGAGAGAGCCAGAAAAUAUGUCAGCUACGAUUAAAUAUAUUAGUUUUUAUGGAAGUGAUCCAGAUGAAACAAAAGCAACGAUGAAUGUGAUGAAAAAAUUAAUGUACAACUGUUUGGCAAAAAACAUAAAUUUUAAAGGUCUUGAUCCCAAUUCAUCAAAAAUUCCUCUUGAACAAUGUCAUAUGUGGGACCUAAUUCAAGGUGUUGUGAUGUGUAAUAAAAAAAAAAAAUUGUGACAUUAAUAAACUGAAGAGAGCAUGUCAAAAUUGGUUGAAGCAAGCUCCACAUCGGAAGCAAGAAAUUGCAUAUAUUCCUGUUAAGACUCCUGACGCCUCACCGAGAACUCCGUAUUGACGGUAGUAACGUUUCGUCGCGGACAAAAUUAGAGCUAUAGUAGAAACGUGACAGAUUGACGACGAAAUGUUGUGUAUGUCAUUCCAUUAUUAUAUAUUCCAUUGUGAAAAUUUGACUUAUCUCAUAUUUACCAAAUUUGUAAGAAUGGACCGCAAGUAAAGUUUCUUUGAAGUAAUACA
Molecule: messenger RNA, 1815 nt
Organism: Solenopsis invicta (red fire ant)
Lineage: Eukaryota; Metazoa; Arthropoda; Insecta; Hymenoptera; Formicidae
Exons: 5
Coding region: 784-1518 (244 amino acids)
Source: RefSeq, a predicted model, not a curated record